Messenger RNA from Myotis myotis, 3271 nucleotides. It is a transcript of the gene NPY4R2, whose product is annotated as neuropeptide Y receptor Y4-2. The record is from RefSeq and is a predicted model, not a curated record. Gene Ontology annotation, cellular component: plasma membrane; neuron projection. NCBI's taxonomy places the organism in Eukaryota, Metazoa, Chordata, Mammalia, Chiroptera, Vespertilionidae. The transcript has a single exon. Gene Ontology annotation, biological process: G protein-coupled receptor signaling pathway. The coding region runs from base 1 to 1128 and encodes 375 amino acids. Gene Ontology annotation, molecular function: pancreatic polypeptide receptor activity; neuropeptide binding.
AUGAAUAGCUCUCAUUUUCCGUCCUUGCUGCUCCCAGGAUCCCCACAGGGUCAAAACAGGAAUAAGUCAAAGGGCGUCCUGUACAACUUCUUUGACCACUGCCAGGAUUCGACAGACCUGAUGGUCUUUAUUGUUACCUCCUACAGCAUUGAGACCAUUGUGGGAGUCCUGGGCAACCUCUGCCUGAUAUGUGUGAUGGUUAGGCAGAAGGAGAAUGCCAAUGUUACCAACCUGCUCAUUGCCAACCUGGCCUUCUCUGACUUCCUCAUGUGCCUCAUCUGCCAGCCGCUUACGGCCAUCUAUACCAUCAUGGACUACUGGAUCUUUGGUGAGGCCCUUUGCAAGAUGUCAGCCUUCAUCCAGUGUAUGUCAGUGACAGUCUCCAUCCUCUCUCUUGUCCUUGUGGCCCUAGAGAGGCAUCAGCUCAUCAUCAACCCAACAGGCUGGAAGCCCAGUGUCUCUCAGGCCUACCUGGGGAUUGGGGUCAUCUGGCUCUUUGCCUGCUUCCUCUCCCUGCCUUUUCUGGCCAACAGUGUUCUGAAGAAUGUCUUUCACAAGAACCAUUCCAGGGCUGUGGAAUUUCUGGCCGAUAAGGUGGUCUGUACCGAGUCCUGGCCACUGAGCCACCACCGCAUCAUCUACACCACCUUCCUGCUGCUCUGCCAGUACUGCAUCCCACUGGCCUUCAUCCUGGUCUGCUAUGUGCGCAUCUACCUGCGCCUGCGGAAGCAGAGGCGGGUGUUCCGCAAGGGCACCUACAGCUCGCAGGCUUGGCAGAUAAAGCGGAUCAAUGGGAUCCUUGUUGCAAUGGUGGCUGCCUUUGCCCUCCUCUGGCUGCCCCUGCAUGUGUUCAACAGCCUGGAGGACUGGUACCAUGAGGCCAUCCCCAUUUGUCAUGGCAACCUCAUCUUCUUGGUAUGCCACCUGCUGGCCAUGGCCUCCACCUGUGUCAACCCUUUCAUCUAUGGCUUUCUCAACACCAACUUCAAAAAGGAGGUCAAGGCCCUGGUGCUGACUUGCCAGAAUAGCACCCCAUUGGAGGAGCUGGAGCACCUGCCCCUGUCCACAGUACACACAGAAGUCUCCAAAGGGUCUCUGAGGCUCAGUUGCAGGUCCAACCCCACGUAGCCAGGUCCAAAGCUUCUCUUUGCCUUGCUCAUUGCCAGGCUCCUUGACUUCACUAAGUGGGCUUGUGUAAGCUGAGGGAGAUACUCCAUAUUACUGGCUUUCUGGGGCCCAGGUAGGCUGGCAAGAGCCCAGUUUUGCAUGUAUUUGCCUUGUGAAGCCUGACAUUCAGAUGGUUCAGCUAUUUGUUCCUGGGGGACUUCUGAGUCUGGAUUCUUUGGGUCACAGUAUGCCUUACAGCUUGAGCAGAUGCCAGAGCCAGAGAUGGUCUGCAAGUAGCAGGCAGGGUUCAUUCUGGUAACUCAGCAACAGAUGUCUGGCCUGGGAACCCAGGGAUUCCACCUCUACCAAUGGGACUUCAAGGUCACUGUGGGGUGAGGGAAGGAACACAUGGAGUCAGAGCUCUGGAUUGGUCAGCCCCUAACCUCUGUGAGAGAUGAGGAUUCUAUGGAGGCAAGACAGUAGGGUUACUGUUAUUUGAUUAGCAUGCCCAGUGACAGUGAUUCUGGUAGCCCUGGGCCCUCACAGCCCUCUGAAGUAGGAAAAUCAGCCCUGAGCAGCAGGAAUUACAUGUUUCACAUCCUAUUCCAUCUUUUUCCUCUUUCACUGCAUCUGCCAUCUUGUAUGGAAAUAAGCCUGUAAGUAUCUCCCCUUGAUAAGAUUGUGAGGACCUUGAGGGUGACAUCUGCAUUGUCAUAGAGCUUGUAUCCUCCAUGCCCCAGAUAGGCCCUGGCACAGGGAGAGAGCUCCAGAAAGCUUUGCAUGGUAAGCUGAUGGGAAAACUGCCUGUAUAGCUGAGGACUGGUGCCCCGUGUCAGGCUCAAGCACGGGAAGGGCUCAGGUUGCUGCAGCCACAUGUUAUCUGCCCUUCCUUGCCUCCCAGGACCUCUCUUGACAAGACAGCUGUCCAGUGACUCUGUGACCCUCCCCAGGGUCAACCACUGCUGAGGCCUACAGUGACUCAAGCCUCCUUCAUUUCACACUCUGACCACGGAACUGACUUACUCUAGGUGAUGUGUCAUGAUUAUUUCAAAGCCUCCUCACAUCUUUGGGCCUCCCAGUGGCCUUUGGUAGUGGGAGGGGCAGGGAGUUCUUGGCUUAAGGGAGUACAGGCUGAAAGCAGUAGGGGUCCCUUCCUCCAGCCAGGGAAAAUGGUGCAAGGGCUAUGAUGAGGAUGAAUAUCUCACCUUGGAAGUCAUGGGUCAGUUUUCUGGAUUCUGAGCUGGAUCCAAGGCUUCAUCUGUGUGUGGACAGAUAACUUGUCCUUGUAGAAGGCAGAAAUGUCAAGCUUGCUCAUGGACCACUUUGGAUGGGCCUGACUCUGUCUGCCCAGACCUACCCAACCUCCAGCAAAAUAGACAGUGGCUGAACCCAUCAUGGCCUCCCAGGGCAGGGUAUUCAGGUGCCUAUAACUCUAGAGGAGCCUCACUGUGAGGCUCCUGGGACUGGCAAAGGGCCAGGUAGCAGGAGAUGGAACAGCCAUAUCUGACUGUCUGGCCUGGCCCCUAACCAAGAACCUGUGCAGCCAACACUCAAGACAAGUGCAUUUUGAGUCAUCAGUUCCCUUCAUGGGGCUGUUUGUUUUGUCCCAGGUUUUGGCCACUGCCCCAUUUUGUUUCUUUCUUCAACUUUGUCCUAGUUUUUGGAAAGAUUGUUGACACUUUCUUGGAUGCAACUUGUGCUUGUUCUAUGGUGCCAUCUGCUGUUGGCUGCUCCAGGCAACCACCUGCCAGAAAACUCAGUCUUGGGACCCAUCCCAGCAAGAUGUCAUUGACCAAGCUCCCCAAGGAACCGGAGGCCUCAGGCCCCUCUAUAUCCCAUGAAAUUGCCUGGAGUUUGCUUCACAUCACUCUUCUCAGUGGUGUCAAGAUGCUUGAGGACCAGGGACCAGGCUAUGCAUCUGGUGAAGGUCUGGGCAUUAGGAAUUGGGGUAGUGGGUAGAGGCCUUAUUAAGUGUCAUCUCUGCUUUUCUCACCUUGCUUCAGUUGGCACGGCCUGCCUAGAUGGCUGCCUAUUGUUCCUGGUUCCCAAUGACCCUUGGAAUUGCCUGGCUACCCAGCACCCUGGGAACUUGCUGCUCAGAGUGUCUUCAGAAGACCAACAGCCUCAGCAUCACCCAGAGCUUGUUAGAUAUGCAGAACUUGGU